Messenger RNA from Cherax quadricarinatus, 7050 nucleotides. NCBI's taxonomy places the organism in Eukaryota, Metazoa, Arthropoda, Malacostraca, Decapoda, Parastacidae. The record is from RefSeq and is a predicted model, not a curated record.
AAACCCGAAAUCAACGAAAACAGAGAUCAACAAAAAUGGAGGGUCCACUGUACAACUUUGGUUGUGGUGUAUUUCAAAACAAACACAAAGACCUUAUUUUUUGCUGGCUCCCUGGACACGAUGUUCAAGCCUGCUAGACCUUAACAAUGAUGAAUGGCAACAGUUCAGCACACACUGAGAAGUGUCGGGGCUCCCCUCUGAUGAAGAUUUCAGCAUAUGUACUUGCUCUUCGACCAUGGUCCUUCAGUGCCUCCUUAAUGCCAGUACUUUUGGGAUGUACUCUAGCUCAUAAGGCUACUGGCGAAUUUAAUAUUGUUGCACUUGUUACAACAGCACUUACAGCUUUGUCGGUACAUGCUGCUGGUAAUGUUGUCAACACUUACUUUGAUUACGUAAAAGGAAUUGACAGUAAAAAGAGUGAUGAUCGGACCUUAGUGGACCAGCUACUUUCCAAAGAUGAAAUUGUAACACUUGGCGUAAUUUUGUAUUCUGUUGGGUGUGCUGGAUUUGUUAUUUUGACUAUGGUAACAAAUGCCCGCCUAGAACACUUAGCCCUGGUGUACUUUGGAGGACUGUCUAGUUCAUUUUUAUACACUGGUGGAAUAGGCUUCAAAUAUAUUGCUUUGGGUGAUGUUAUGAUUCUCAUAUUCUUUGGUCCCAUGACAGUUCUUUUUUCAUAUAUGGUUCAAGCAGGACAUGUUCAGUGGGCCACCAUUUUAUAUGCUGUCCCCCUUGCCUUAAAUACUGAGGCAAUCCUUCAUUCAAAUAAUACUCGAGAUUUAGAAUCUGACAGUCGAGCUGGGAUUGUUACACUAGCUAUUAUCAUUGGCUCAACAGCCUCAGAAGUUUUGUAUGCUGUAUUUCUUUUUGCCCCUUAUACAAUGUUUGCUGUGUGGGGCAUGAAGUAUUCUGCUAUGCUUUUUCUGCCUCUUAUUACAAUUCCUGAGGCAUUCAGACUAGAGAGGCAUUUUAGAACAGUAAGUAAAGGGCCAAUACCAAAGAGGACUGCUAAACUCAAUGCCUAUCUAGGCUUUCUUUAUGUGUUAGGAUGUGCUCUCUCAGAUCCUGCAAAAUUGCCAUAUAUUCUCUGAUUUUUAUGAAGGCUGCAAAUAGAAUACAGUAUUUGUAAUUUUUUCCGAGACUUGGCAGCAGUUUUUUCAUGAUUGUUUGUGGUCCUUAACUUUAUUAUUUGCUAUAUUUUUAUAGUAAGGAUAUGCCUUAGCAAAUACAUAAUCAAGAAUUUUAUGAACUAAUGGCAUGCCUGCACCUUUGUUAUGUGGGUAUACUGGAUAUUAGUUUCAGAAGUUAGUUAAGUGGCAACAUGUCAUGUCAAACAAUGGUAGUGUUAUAAUAAUAUAGAGAAAAUUUUUAAGUUAAGGUGUGUGUUUUGUAAACUUUCUUUACAUCAUUUUGAACAUUGUCAGUUGUAUUUGCAGUGAUGUGGCUUUUGGUGUAAAAAUCUAGUUUGUCGACCUCUGUAUGUGUGAUGCAAAUUCCAUACAGGUAAUGCAUAUUAAUUGUAUUAGCUAUAUAUUUCUGACAAUUCUUAGUUCUCAGUUUUGUGAUUUGAACAUAACUGGUUCAGUUAAUGCUUUUUUUUUUUGGAAGGGGGGGGUCUUAAGACAAAGUUUCAUUGUUUUGUGUAUUUACUGCAGAUGUUAUCAGUCCCUACUGGCUUUACAUGUUGCAAUAACUGUAAUUGAUGUAAAUUUUCACAAAUAUUAAAUUUGUAAGGGUCAUUUACCACUGCUCACUAUUUUUUUGACCAAUCUAAAUGAGAUAGUUUUAUAUAUUGUCAGUCCCUGAAUUAUUGUGUUUCACUUAUCUAUGGGGGUUGUCUCCAUCUCUUGGGAAAAUCUAUACAGUAUCAAAAAGUAUGAAAAAUGUGAUUAAAGUCUCAUUUUGUGUAUCACUCAUUUCUGCAUAAUUAAACAAAUGGUAAUCUAUGAAACCCAUUCUUUCCUAUUAAACAUGUGAUGAGCAUUUUAGUUAGAAAUAUUGAUCAUCUAAAUGUAUGGUUUUGGAUAUAUUUCAUGUUUAAAUAUGCUAGGAUUAUGAAGAUGAAGUGGACCCCAUUUUUCGUCCUUAAUCCGUUCCAGAAGGUUGGUUGAAAUCCAAAAUGGACAAAAAUCAAGGUAAUAUUUCCCAUAAGAAAUACAUGUAAUGUAAAUCCAAUUACGUAAUCUGUUCCAGACACCCAAAAAUAUUAACAAAAAUAAAUUAAGUUAGUAAUAGAACUAGGCAUUAAAAAACACAAUAAAGAGUAAAAUACAUACUCAGUACAUUCAUUACUUACCUUAAAAUAUUUGUAGUCUUAAUAUAGGGCAAGAGGUGAGUAGCAUUUAUUUGUAGGAAGACAGUGUAGGUGUAGCCUGCCUGGGCUACACCUACUGGCUACCUACACUGCAGCCCAGAGCCAUAUUAUUACCAUUGACAUACCAUGUUCACUGAGUUUAAUUGUUUCUAACAAUUACCUUUAGGUGCCAUCAUGAAGAAGGGGAGAAGUAAUGAAUAAUUCAUGCCGAGAAUUGUAAACAAAAGCGUCAUGUGUGUAUUAACCCUUAAACUGUCCAAAACAUUCACCUGCGUGGUGCUCCGAAUAUUUUGAAAAAUAAAAAUUAUCAUUUUUUUUUUUAAAUUAAAGAGAGCAAUUUUCUGUGUGGUAUAAGACCAAAAAAAAAAAAAAAAAAAUUUUAGGACCAGUACUUACCAAGAUAUAAGACCGAAGUUGGCUCUGGAUACUCACCUAACAGCAACAUCCAGUCCUGCUGCUUGCAGAAGUGUUGCCGAUUUACCUUUUUUCUCAUUUUUAUUUUAAUUUAUGUAUUUUUUAUGUUCUGAUAAUUAAAAUUUAUAAUAGUUGUUGUGAUUUCAUAGCCAAUCUUUGUUCUGACACUAAUAUUAUGUACUAAAUUAGUACUCAAAUAGUAACAAUCACACCAACAGGUGAACAUUUUCAUCUGCCUGGGUCAUUUACUAUUGUCUAGAAAUAUUGUUUUUGCUGUUGCACAUAAACAUGUCUGUCUGUAUGUCUGUCUAUCUCUGUCUGUCUAUCUGUCUGCCUAGCUCUGCUUAUCUAUCUAGCCCUGUUUAUCUAUCUUUCUGUCUGCUUGUGUGUGCCUUGAGUAUAUAUAUGAAAUUCCUUGAAGAAUGGUGUUAUGACAAGCAUCAGAUAACAGGUGACAGCCAGUGACAUUUGAUGAAUGAGUUGCUGUAGGGAACCCUCCCUUUAUUUGUUGAUGAAUGUGAGUUGCUGCAGGGAACCCUCCCUUUAUUUGUUUUCGCUGUUGCACACAAACGUGUCUGUCUGUAUGUCUGUCUAUCUGUCUGUUAUCUGUCUGGAGUAUAUAUGAAACUCCUUGAAGAAUGGUGUUAUGUCAAGCGCAAGAUGACCGGUGACAGCCAGUGACAUUUGAUGGAUGUGAGCUGCUGCAGGGAAUCCUCUGUUUUCGCUGUUGCACACAAACAUGUCUGUCUGUAUGUCUGUCUAUCUGUCUGUUUAUCUAUCUGUUUAUCUGUCUGCCUGUGUGUGUCUGUCUUUUCAUCUAUUUGUCUCUAUCUCAGGGAGCGGCUGGUAAACCUGUUGGUUUUUGGUUUAUGAGCCACUCCCUGAUUGCUGAGCAAGUGACACUGCUAUUACUUGUGUCAUGUUUAUUUAUGUCUUAUAUCUACAAACACUAUAUAGCACUUUGUCUGUAAUUUUUGGGUUAUCCUAAGUAAUUUACACUUUGUAUAAUAACUGUACUUAUGUGUACAUGUGAGAGAGAGAGAUAAGACAGAUAGACAGAGAUAUAGACAGAUAGACAGAGAUAUGGACAGAUGGAGAUAUAGACAGACACAGACAGACAGUCAAAGCCAGCCAGCCAGCCAGCUGACCAGUCUACCGAAUACAUAAGAACAUAAGAAAGAAGGAACACUGCAGCAGGCCUACUGGCCCAUGCCACCCAUGUCACCCCUCCCAGCUUAGACUAAUUGACCCAGCUAGCCGGGUCACAUCCACUGAAGGAAAGAGCACGGCAUGUGACCUAGUAGCACAAGCUAGUCAGGUUCAACUCACAUCCACUCAUGUAUUUAUCUAACCUAUUUUUACUUUCCUCUUAAAAUGAGUGUUAAUAUGACAUCAGUGAAUCUCUGGUGUUUGCUACGCUAUUUGCUCUAACUGGCACUCAGUUGAACUGGUGCUCCCACAAGGUGCUAAGUGGUCCCCAAUUUUUUUCAUACUGCGCACGCUGAGUGUGCAGACCCAAUCUUUCAUGUCUAGGUUACUCAGGCCUAUUGCACCAAAUUUGAAGGAAUGAAAAAUAAAACGUACAUCUACGUACAGAGCACUGCGCACGUGCAUGUAGAUCUACGUGUGGACAGUUUAAGGGUUAAUUGAGGGCGGUGACUGGGCCAACGCAGAUUCAUACACGGUUUCUCUAAUGCUGAACCGGAGAAAAACGUAAUGUUAUCCCUCCACCGACUACCACCCCUCCAUAGCAUAUAAACAUUGCAUGUUUAUAUGCUAUGUAAUGUGUUUCUUAUAUAAUUUUAAAGAAAAUAUCAUAGAUGGAUUAAUGAAAAUUUCUAUAUUAACGUAAAUCAAGACAUUUAAUGUGCUCAAGAGUGAUUACUGUAUUAUUACAUAUUAGUAUUAUUACUAUGGCGUUAAGACUGGAGGGACACUCUUAGUAAACGAGUAACAAAGGCAUGUUUAUGCACUAUGUAACAUGUUUCUUAUAAAAUUUUGAAAAAAAUAUCAGACGAAUUAAUGAAAAUGUCUGUAUCGAUGUAAAAUAAGACAUUUAAUAUGUCCAAGAGUGAGUCAAGAACCUAUGAGUGGCCUAGGCGGAUGCAUCUGGUAUGGACAAUUUCCGAGCGGAUGCAUGAAACCCAGGGUAAAAUUUCGCCGAAAAAAGUGGUCGAAAUCCGAAUUGUAUGAUUUCCGCACAGGAUGAAAUCUGGGGGCCCACUGUAUAGCAUUUUCAAACAAAAAAAAAAAAUCAUUACAGUACUUUGAUAAGAAUAUGAUUUAAAAUUCAAGGUUUUGUUCUUUGUAGCAUACUACAAAUUAUGAAAAUUUAUUUCAAUUUGUUGGUACCUUAUCCCUGAAUCCCUUGCUAACUUAAUAAUUUAUUAAUGCAAACAGGAAUCAAAAACACUUGUGUUUUCCAUUUCCAUGUACAGUGCAGUAUUAUCACUGUGCAAAUCAUCAGUACAAGUAUAUGAAGCUAUAUUAUGUACGGCGAUAAUACUGCACUGUACAGCACAUGAAAAUGGAAAACUCAAAUACAUAAUAUAGCUUCAUAUACUUGUACUGAUGAUUUACACCAAUUAUAGCCAUAAACUAGUGAUUAAUAUGAAGUAUAGAGUCAGAAAUUCUUUCAAAAUAAGACUAGUCUUGCAGUACUGGAUCAAAAUGAAAAACUUCUUGUUACUAAUUUAAUGGCUUUAUAGCACUCUUCUUUUUGUAUGUAUGAGCUUACCUAUGUACAUUUGCUACAAUUAAUUUUGUUCAACAAUUUCAGCACAAAUAAGUAACUGUGAAUGAUAAAUUAUGAAAUCCAUUCUUCCACUGAGUGUUGAGGACCUGCACAUAUAUUCUUUCCUGAUUAUGUACGUAUUGUUAGGCAUACAGGAGCUAGCUUUACCCUUUAUUAUAGAAAAAUGGCUGAGCUGAGCAAGGUACAUUUGUGUUUCAUGCAAAAAAAAAAAAAAAAGUGUUCAGUAGUUAUUAUAGUUGACUUUUGAUUUAAACCAAAAGAAUUGAACAAAAUAAUAAUAUCCAACAUUAGUUUGGAUCAGAAAAAGAUUUUGUAUUUAAGAUUAUCACAUAUCACUAUAAAGCAGGAAGAAUUUGGCAAAAUCUGUUGAUGAUUUUGUUUAAGAUUCACUAUACUGUUUACAGCUGUAGUUGAUUCCCCUUUAACACACUUCUCUUUUAUGAUGCCUUUGUAUCUUAAUAUCAUUCUAGUUUUUUAUUAAGUAAAAGAACAAAAUAAGUAAAGAGAUUUGUGGAUGUUUCAUUAUUUGAGGUUCAGAGAGUUCCUACUGGAAUGAUAAAAUGAGGUUACCAUAUGGUUCACUUGGUUAGAGGCAGAGGUAUGUAAGGUUAACUCGUUGAAGCUUUUAACGAUGAUGAAAAGUGAUAUUUGGUCUCAGGCCUCAAUAGUAAUAAAAAUUUAUAUUGUGUAAUUAUAUAAUUAAGCCACCAAAGAUUUUCAACUAAAUGACAUUGACUGUAACAAUAAAAUAUGAAAUGAGUUGCAGCUUGUGAUGAAUGAUUUGUGCUAUAAGAUAGUUUAUUAGAAAAAAAAAAAUAGAAAAAUUGUGGAACAUGCCCAAGGGACACAGGUGUCACCACUUGCCUGUAUGUGAAUAAAAUUAAAAAAAAAAAAAAUGUCAAUCUCUCUCUAGUUUCUAUAGGCUAAUAACUCUGUAGAUUGCUUUUACAUGAAUUAAGUUGAGAAAAAUUUGUUUGGUUUAAAUUUUCAUGGAAAUUCAUAUUCAUAAUUAACAACAAAUAGUUGUUUUGUUUGACAGAGAAUAUUUUUUGUUACAUUAUGUACUGCUGCAGUUAUGAUGUCCAUUUCAUACUAAUUUGAAAAUGUAAGAGGGAGUCUUAAAUAUCAUUCUUCUUCUUUCAACAAACUGGCCAUAUCCCCCGGCCGUAUGCAUUUAACUGUUCAUCACAUAGAUCUGUGGCCUCCUGGGGAACUGGAUAUGACAUAGAUUAGCAAAUUAAUGUCUGAGGGCCUAAUAUAAGUGAGAUUUGUAAUUUAUAUUGAGCGAACAUCUUGACUAAUGUGCCAAAUUUGUAUUUAGUAAAAAUCUAUUGUGCAUGUGUUUUGUGCUGCACCAGGAAUGUUUUGUAGUAACUAGGUGGUGAUCAUGGUGAGAGGAUGCUGUAGUGUUAUUGUAUUAUGUUGUGGUAUCUCAAACAGUAUUGAUAGUUGUCCACUAAGGAUAUUUAAGAUAUACAGUAAGAGGGUUUGAUGAAGGUAGAAAAUAAAAUAUAAAUAAAACCCUACUAGAUGUCAUGGCAAGAUAUGAUGAUUUAUAGGUAAUGAA